CUCGAUGCUACUCCUCAAUUCACAAUUCGGACAUUUCGAAUUUGAAAAGGCUCAUUCAGCGUCAAAGUGAAAACAGAUGUUCUCAGCAGAAAAAAUCGAUUCCUUACGCGCAGACAGGAUCGCGAGCGGUGCGACUCCAAACAAUCAGCGCAAGAGAACUAGUGAAGCUACUUGCUAAGGCGAACAGGUUUAGGUAUCAAGAGACGGACAUCGUCGACGACGAAAGUGGUGCCCGUCCUGUCCAGGGAGGCAAUGCAAAUUCACGAUCGAAGCCCGACGCAAUCGGAACCCAAAGGGACCGGGUGCGACUGCUGGCCAGUGUCGCCCUCACUCCACAGCUUUAUCUCAACCACUCUCCCUCGAAAAACCUCGAACCCAAAUCGUAUGAACACAGCCCCAGUCCUGCGAGGCGAGCCUCUCUCGGCAAACACACAUCUCAAUGCCCAAGGGCCGGCUCCUUCCGGGAAGGAAGGUGGCUAUAGCAUUCAGAGCAUAUAGGGUGUUACGGGUAUACAAGAUAAGGCAUUAACAGCUACAGGGACUACUGGGAAACAGGACAAAGGGAGUGCUCAAGGACCGGAUCCGGACCGCGGGUCACAGCUCCUAUUGCGAGGUCUCGCAGUGUCUUAAAGAGAACGUGGGCACAAGACAUGGAAGGCAGGGUGCAGAGCCAACGUCCUAGAAAGCUAGUUCGGGCGUCGGCUGGAAAGUCAUCUCUAUCGAUUUCUGCCCAGCCUCUCGAGCUUAUAGUCAUCUCUGUCGAUUUCUGC
Messenger RNA from Hyaloscypha bicolor E, 770 nucleotides. RefSeq lists its product as uncharacterized. The transcript has a single exon. Lineage: Eukaryota; Fungi; Ascomycota; Leotiomycetes; Helotiales; Hyaloscyphaceae. The record is from RefSeq and is a predicted model, not a curated record. The coding region runs from base 253 to 498 and encodes 81 amino acids.